This is a messenger RNA of Penicillium oxalicum, 5130 nucleotides long. RefSeq lists its product as uncharacterized. The record is from RefSeq and is a predicted model, not a curated record. NCBI's taxonomy places the organism in Eukaryota, Fungi, Ascomycota, Eurotiomycetes, Eurotiales, Aspergillaceae. Bases 1 to 5130 code for a protein of 1709 amino acids. Gene Ontology annotation, molecular function: mannosyl-oligosaccharide 1,2-alpha-mannosidase activity; calcium ion binding. Gene Ontology annotation, biological process: carbohydrate metabolic process; N-glycan processing. The transcript is spliced from 10 exons. Gene Ontology annotation, cellular component: Golgi membrane; endoplasmic reticulum.
AUGUUCCGCGCCCGCCGUUAUCGCGUCCUGCUCAUUUUCGCGGCAGUCGCUGUGCUGGCUACCCUUCAUUUCUCUCGCUCGAGAGAUUGGAGGCAAACGGCCAUCAUCGAUACACCGAGCGGAAGCCCGUCGGCGCAGGCGCCUGUUGCGAAUCCAAAUACCCCCCAACUACAAUCUCCUGCGGGCGAUUCCAGCAAAUCUCAACCUCCGCAGGCGCCCAACAGUCCCUUCCCAUCGGGGUCCGGAUCAAGUGCUCCCAAGGAUGCCCCCCCGAAAUCAUCGGAAGGCGGGGCCGCAGACAGCUCGAACAAAAUUGGAAGCGACAGCAAAACUGUUCCGGUCGUCACGGGCGACAUCAGCGUGGGGACUGAAGACAUUGACCGUGGCGGUGCCGGUCGGCUCACGGUCCAAGAACAUCCCGAUGGUCCUGCUGUGCAUUGGGUCAAGACCCCUGAGCGAUUCCCCGUUGCAGACGGGAGCCUGAUUAAGUUGCCCACUGCGCCCGCAAAACCGUUGCCCACCCUUCAGGCGAAAUUCAAGGACGAGUCCAGCACAGCCAGACAGGAGCGCCUGCAGCGGCUCAGUUCCAUCAAGGCCGAGUUCAACCAUGCGUGGGCCGGAUAUAAGAAAACUGCAAUGAGCCACGAUGAGGUGAAGCCUCUCUCGGAAGGGUUCGACGAUCCGUUCAAUGGCUGGGGAGCCACGCUCGUCGAUUCGCUGGACACGCUAUGGAUCAUGGAUUUGAAAACCGAAUUCUCCGAAGCCGUGGACGCGGUGAAGAAAAUCGACUUUACCACCUCUCCGCGAGAGGACAUUCCCGUCUUUGAAACUGUCAUUCGGUACCUCGGAGGAUUGCUGGGAGCCUAUGAUAUCUCAGGCCAAGGACACAGAGUCUUGCUGGAAAAGGCCGAAGAGUUGGCCGAGGUUCUCAUGGGUGCUUUCGACACGCCGAAUCGCAUGCCGGUGCUCUACUACCGAUGGACCCCUGAAUAUACUAAGCUUGCUCACCGCGCUGCGAGCAAGGCUGUGUUGGCCGAGCUGGGGUCUCUAUCACUGGAAUUCACCCGUCUCGCUCAAUUAACGAAGAAGAAUAAAUACUAUGAUGCGGUUGCGCGUAUCACCAAUCGACUCGAGGAACUGCAAGAUGCCACCAGCAUCCCUGGCUUGUGGCCACUGCUGGUGAACGCACAGGGUUGCAGCAAGUAUCGACCUGCUCGAGAUACCCUAGAGUCCAGUCGAGAUGACGCUGAAGAUGCCUUUGGGCCCUCCGCCUUCUCAUCAUCAGUAGCAGCAGCAACAACAACACCUUCCAGACAAGCUUACCCGACGCCUUCGCAGAUUCGCAGGGUGUCUGUUGCCUCGGCAGAGCUCGAAAACAACUCGCAAAUGAUUCGACCUCGGGCAGAUCUUGAUCUGUCACAAGCUGAACCCGCGAUUUAUAAACAGAGUGGAGAAAGUGCGGGCGGCAACUCCGCCGAAAAACCCAGCUCAGAGGGUGUCUCACCAGAUGUCGAAAAAUGCGACGGGGGCCUGGAGCUUCCACCCGCAAGUCGACAGAACAAAUACAGUCUGGGCGGAAUGGCCGAUUCGACUUACGAGUAUCUUCCCAAGGAGUAUCUUCUUCUCGGAGGGGUCAAUGACCAAUACAAGAAGAUGUACAAGAAAGCGAUGGACGCGGUUCGCAAGAACCUGCUCUUCAAGCCCAUGGUCAAAGGCAAGCAACACUUACGCUUUGUGGCGAGCACGGGUCCACUCGAUCCGACGAAGAAGAGAGAGCUCAUCUCGACCGAUCUGGACUACGAGACCAGUCAUCUAAGCUGUUACCUGGGCGGAAUGGUCGCCAUGGGCGCAAAGAUGUUCAGCAUUGACGGUGACUUGGAUCUGGCUGCCAAGCUUACCGACGGCUGUGUUUGGGCCUAUGAGGCUACCAACACCGGCAUCAUGCCGGAGCGAUUCCGUCUGCUCCCUUGCAGCAAGGAUAAGUCGUGCGAAUGGGACGAGAAGCUUUACCAGGCCGAGGUGAAUCGUUACUCGCGCGGUCUGGACAAGGGCGCUGAGACACGGUUCCGGAAUGGCGAAAGCAGCUACGGCCAGCGGGUGAAGCUGAACGAGGAUCUCAAGUCCAAGGAAGCCGCUGAGGGCGGGGCGGCGGUCCCAUUGCCCAUGCCUGGCUCUGCCAACCCGCAUGACCUGGACCCUUACAGGAAGCGUGACGCCGUCGGGGCUGGACGUGGUGCAGGUGCGGGUGCGCCUGUCGCCAAUGCAGGACCCCCGUCCAAUGCGGCACCAGGCGCCAACCGUGCUGCGCCUCGUCCGGCCUUUGUGUCGCAGUCCAAGAGCAAUGAGAUCCAUGACCGCUUACCAUCCGGCAUGACCAGCAUUCCUGCCCCGGAGUAUCUCCUGCGACCGGAGGCUAUCGAGUCUGUCUUUAUCAUGUACCGACUGACCGGGGACGAUGCCUGGCGGGAGAAGGGAUGGAAGAUGUUUGAGGCCAUUACCAAGCACACUCGCACGACCUUGGCGCAUGCCGGCAUCAAGGACGUCACAGCGUCCAAGCCUGCGCAAAAGGACUCGAUGGAAUCUUUCUGGACUGCCGAGACCCUCAAAUACUUCUAUCUCUUGUUCAAUCGCGCUCGCUGGGAAAUGGAGACCGAGACCUUGGAGCCCCAGCAGUUCUGGAAUGAACUCCAAGAGAUUGUCUCCAAGCCAUGCGACUCUGAAGAUCGGAUUGACGAUGCGCUCAGAGAGUAUCUGAGCUUGACGACUCAGUACAAAGGUGAGAGUGAGACCGUGCAUCUUUCACCGACUCUCCGCCUCCCGCUGCGCGCGGACAUGCGCCUCCGCAUCCACGCCCGACAAGCUGGUCGCACGGGAGAAGUGAUUGCAUCCCAUGUGUUGCUGUCUUAUGAAUUGCUCUCGACGGAAUACGACAUCUCCCGUUGCUCGUACAAGCUCUUCGAUUCGUCCAUCUUCGGAGCUCAUGCGGACUAUGUCCGUCGCCAGAUCAUCUAUUGUCUUUUACAGGAGGACGACCUGAAAACAUUACACUUUAUCGCAUCAUUUUUGCUCUUUGAUGGUCGGCAUAAUGAGGCCGCUCUACACAUGAUGAACGAGGAGGGCGUCUUUGGGCGCCUGCUCGAGUUGAUUCAAUCGCUCCGCAAUGAGGACACGGAGGAUGGGGCUGGUCUCCAUCGCCUGCUCAUGGACUUGCUGUAUGAGAUGUCGCGGAUUCAGAGGAUUCGGAUCGAGGACUUGGUCCUUGUGGACGACGACUUUAUCCGCUGUCUCUUUGACAUUAUUGAGGAUUUAUCAAACGACGUCACUGAUCCUUACCACUACCCUGUGAUUCGAGUGCUGCUGGUGCUCAACGAGCAAUUUAUGAUCUCAGCGCAUAAUCCGGCCGAGGAGCGUUCAUCCGCUCAAUUGACCAACAAGGUCAUCAAGGUGCUGUCGGCGUAUGGUAGCCUGUAUAAGACGUUUGGCGAGAACAUCAUUCUCCUCAUUAACCGCGAAGACGAGACGUCUCUGCAGUUGCUGACACUCAAGUUACUGUAUUUGAUAUUCACUACUCCCAGCACCUAUGAGUACUUCUUCACCAAUGACUUGCAUGUGCUGGUGGACAUUCUGAUCCGUAACUUGCUCGACCUGCCCGAAGAAGCCUCCGCACUGCGACACACGUAUCUUCGUGUACUUUACCCACUUCUAGCGCACACGCAACUACGGUUCCCACCGCAUUACAAGCGGGACGAGCUGAGGAAACUGUUACGGAUCCUGGGUCGAGGCCAGAUCUCUCAUGGAGUGGAGGCUGAGCAAGCGAAGAUCCUUCACUUUGAAGAAGUUGACGAGACCACUCGACGACUCGUCGCUCGAUGCGCCACGGUUGACUGGCUCUGUACCAUCGAAUCCCCCUCCACCGCCACCCCGGUGCUCGAAACGUGCGCUCCAACUAUAGUGCCCACUAGGAUUGAGACCGUUUUAGAGGAUGCAAGCCAGCAAGAAUCCCCGGUUGAGAUUGACCUGACUGAUGUUUCCCAUCCUCUCUCUCGAGCCAGCACCAGCCCCGACACAGCUGACUUGGUCCUCCCGACAAGGGUCGAUUCACUGGAAUCUCGCGAUUCCUCCAGCACCGUGGAAGCGCGACGCGGGUCCAACGCAAUGAGACGUUUGGGUAUGCACCUCGAGCCUGCAUCCUCAUCCACACUCAGCGUCCAGGCCGUGGCGACACAACACGAGAAACCCGGUGUCAUCACUCCCAGUCGCCAUGGCGGCCAAGACAUCGAUCUGGCUUCGGAUGUGCCUGUGCUGCGUCCUCCGAAGAUCAAGCCUGAACCACCAAAGAGUCGUCGCUCGCGAGGGCGUCGUCUCAUCAUUGACGAAGAGGAACGACCUUCGACCAGUGCUAGUAGCAGAGAUCGAAACAACAAUACCGCAGGCGACGAUAUGAGUCCUGCGUCUGGGCAUGAAUCGCCCGCUAAAUCCCUCCUUCACUCGGCCGCUACUACUGCAGCAGCUGCAAAUGCAACUCUUGCCCCAAGCCCCGGUACGAGCGAGAAGGCCUCCGAUCAGAGAGCCACUCCAACGACUGGCCCGACGCGCCGUUCAGCAUCCCACCCGCCUCCCGCUCUGCCCCCACCUCGCCGAUCCGCCCAAACGACUCCGUCAACCAGCCACCAUCGCGGCUCCGUCGCAUCAACACCUGCCGGUCUCAGUCCAGCCCCGGACUCUACGCCCCAGAGCAACUCACCCACCCCGGUGAACAAACAUGGGCAGAAGCCUGCACCACCCAAAGCCCGUCGCUGGGGUCGUAACAAGGCGCAACCACACGGGAGCGGAAACAGUAAUGGAAACGGACACGGACAUGGACACACCGAUUCCGUCGAAAGCGGAAUCAGCACUGGAUCUCAAGCGAAAGAAAGCGAUGCCGAGGCUGUAGCUUUGGCCGUGAGCACCACGCCGGCGAGUAGUGCGCACGCACAAGCCCACAAGGACCAAGGGAUGAUCUCGGACCCAUUCUCACCUACGAGUCCGACGGGUCCGAAUCCUACGCUGAUUGCAUCUGUCGAUGAGAACAAGGGGUCUACCGGACCGAUGAGUGUCGAGGAGGCGGUGCAAAAUGUAUCUUUGCAUUGA